CCCGCGCGUUCCGCCCCUCGGGCUCCGGGCUGCUCCUUCCCACCCCCUGCCCUCAGCGGCCAGUCCCCAGCCCCGGGCAAAUCCCAACUGGUCCGCUAAAGCAGGUAAGACACUGGCGCCCAAGGUUAGACGGCAGGAAGAACUGCCCUCGGGACGGGACUGUGGGGACUUUGCGGUUCUUAAGAGGCCGGAGGGCCUCAGAGUGAGAGCUGCCAGGCUUCCUCCAGCGGGGAACGGACGGGUCAACAAGAGGGCGCCCCCUGGAGACCAGAAUUUUCUAGUGCUCCCUGGAGAUUUGCUUGACAAUCUCUGAUCUCUGCUACUCCCGGGCACUCAAAACCAGGUGCCAGUAGAUCCGAGGUACCAGCUCGGCCGAGGGUAUCGGAAGUCCCAGGAAACACGUGGAACAAAUUCCAGGAGAGACCGUUAGCCUGGAAGACUGGGAAAAUUAACUGGCUAGUGGCGUGAAAUGUGUACGGAAAGCUUCGGGCACCUUAAAACAAAAUUGUCAGCUUCAAAGAGGACGCAGUUUCCCACAACUCCAUCCCUCCCUAAAAGCUGCGCUCCAGAGUAGGUCUGCAGAGUUCCAGCUCGAUAUAAAUUGCCCAGCGGGAGCCAGGGCUGCUCAAGGGUCAAGGCCAGAGCUCUUGGGAGGCUCGGAGCCCCGACCCAAGCUGGGCCAUGGCUGAGCCUAGAGGGCAACUGCCAGAGGAGAUGCUAGUGUUCAUCUUUCGAUACCUGCCCUUGAGGGACCGUGCUGCAGCUGCCAGGGUCUGCAGGGCCUGGGCCGCUGCUGCCACCUGCAGCGCUGUGUGGCAGGAUACCAACAUCAGUUGCGACUGUGAGAGGGAAGAUAUGCUGCCACCACAUAUGUCCGACUGCCUGGACCAUGUUCACAACCUACGGCUGGAAUUUGAACCAUCCAAGAAGUCAAGUCGCCGGACAGCCACCGAGCUUCUGAUGGCGCUGGCGGGCCGUACCCCGGGGCUUCGAGCCCUGCACCUGGAGUGCCGUGGAGAAAAGCCGCUCUUCGACGCGGGCCGCGAUGUCCUGGAUGCUGUGCAUGCUGUCUGCGGGGCCGCCCGCCAGCUGCGCCACCUCGACCUGCGGCGCUUGCCCUUCACACUGGACGACGCGCUGGUGCUGCAGGCAGCUAGCAACUGCCCCGAGCUCCACAGCCUUUUUCUGGACAAUGGUACGCUGGUUGGCAGCGUGGGACCUGGCUCGGUGCUCAAGCUGUUGGAGGCCUGCCCACGCCUGCGCGCCCUCGGCCUGCACCUAGCCAGUCUGUCUCGCGCCGCCCUGGAGGUGCUGGCCGCGCCAGACCGCGCGCCUUUAGUGCUCCUGGCCCUGCGGUGCGCGUGCCCUGAAGAUGCACGCGCGUCCCCCCUGCCCAAUGAAGCCUGGACCCACUUGCGCCGCCGCCACCCUGGGCUGGCCGUGGAGCUGGAGCUAGAGCCUGCGCUGCCAGACGAAAGCGUGACGCGCGUCCUGCAGCCAGCAGUGCCCUUGGCUGCGCUGCGCCUCAAUGUCUCCGGCGACACCGUAGGCCCAGUUCGCUUCGCGGCGCGCCACUAUGCCACAACCCUGCGCGCGCUCGAGGUGCGCGCCGCCGCUUCCGCCGAGCUGGACGCGGCGCUGGAGGAGCUGGCGGCGCGCUGCGCGGACCUGCGAGAGGUGCACUGCUUCUGCGUGGUGAGCCCGUCCGUGCGGGACGCCUUCCGCGCGCACUGCCCGCGCCUGCGCACCUACACGCUCAAACUGACGCGCGAGCCCCAUCCCUGGCGGCCCACGCUCGUGGAGUGAUCCGGCAGCCCUUCCCUCCCCCGCAGACGUGAGGCCUCUGAGACGCAAGAUGCGGGUGCCCAGGCCGCCCCAACUGCUAGCCCCUUUCUUCGGGAUUGUUGGCUCCUGUGCCUCCCUGGGAUUGGGAACUGUGGGAUACAGUCGGGACCAGUCCGAGGCGCCCUGAGUCCACUCAAUGUUCGCAACCUCUACAGACCCCCGCCCACCCGCUGGGUCAAGGCCCUGACCAUACUGCGCUCCCCCCACCCCCACCGCUCGGCGGACUCUGCGCCAGCUCUGCGGCCCGGCGCGGGGGCAGGGAGGGCACAGGUGCGGGCUGGGUAUCAGGAUGAGCGUGAAAUAAACAAAUCCUGCAGAGUG
Molecule: messenger RNA, 2166 nt
Organism: Lemur catta (Ring-tailed lemur)
Lineage: Eukaryota; Metazoa; Chordata; Mammalia; Primates; Lemuridae
Gene: FBXL8
Product: F-box and leucine rich repeat protein 8
Exons: 3
Coding region: 682-1806 (374 amino acids)
Biological process (GO): positive regulation of protein ubiquitination; SCF-dependent proteasomal ubiquitin-dependent protein catabolic process
Cellular component (GO): SCF ubiquitin ligase complex
Molecular function (GO): protein binding
Source: RefSeq, a predicted model, not a curated record